AUGGUAGUCCGCAGUAAUGAGAGAACCUCUAUGGUGGGAGGAGGGUUUUAUAACAAGAACUCUAGCCUCCAGGCCCUCGUUGCAGAAUCGUGUGGUGGAUUAGUGGAUCUUGCAGACGUUCAAGGUAAAUCGGUGACACUUGCCGACUAUGGGUGUUCAGAGGGGUCAAACUCGUCCCGUAUGAUUCAGAAAGCCCUUGACGCAUGUCCGGAAGACUGCGCUAUCACUAUAGUGUUCAAUGACACUCCAGCCAACGACUAUAACAGCUUAUCAUCCACAAUAGACCGCGCCUUACGAAACCCGGAAAGCAAGAGCACCAGAAAGGUCUUUUCGCUGAUGGCACCCCAAAGCUACUAUGAACAAGUCGUGCCCAACGAGUUCGUUGACAUUGGUUUCUCCACCGCGUCUCUACAUUGGAUUAGUCGUCUUCAGCCGGCAAGCGGUAACCUGCUACCAAUUGACGCGGAUGUAUCAGCAGAAGUCCUGGCAGAUGUCCUCCGCUUCCUUCGUCCACGCUAUAACGAGGUACGGGUGGGUGGCCAUUUACUUCUCAGCUUCCCGGUAGACGGAGAGCUCAGCCUUAAGUGCGCGUAUCCGUCUAUAUUCCGAUGCCUAAAAGACCUGGCCGAGGACGGAAUCAUUUCCCAGGAAGCGGCGUCGAAAUUCCGUCUGCCUUUCCAUUUCAGAACCCCAGAGGAAAUCAAACAAGCAUUAGUUGCCGUGAAAGAGGAAUGGCAGGUAGCCGAGCAUUUCAACCGAGACGUGGCACAUCCGGCGUUCCUAGAAUUCCAGUCUAGCUUUGCGAGCUCAUCCUCCGGUAGCCCCGAUCCAGCGGCUUUGGACGCGUACAGUAAGGCCAUCAGCGGUGGGUUCGUCGCGAUCAUUGGCAACACUGUAGUCGAUACGGCGCGCGUGUUCCAGGACAAGACGAGCACUGUCGCUGGUCACUCUGCGGAGACCAUUCGCUCGAAAAUGGUGGAAAAACUGCAGCAACGUCUCCGAAAAAGCGAUUUUUGGAAGACGCCACUGGGGAACAAGUAUGUGUUCCUGAAACUCAGGAAGAUCUGA
Aspergillus puulaauensis is the source of this 1068-nucleotide messenger RNA. RefSeq lists its product as uncharacterized. NCBI's taxonomy places the organism in Eukaryota, Fungi, Ascomycota, Eurotiomycetes, Eurotiales, Aspergillaceae. Bases 1 to 1068 code for a protein of 355 amino acids. The transcript has 3 exons. Gene Ontology annotation, biological process: methylation. The record is from RefSeq and is a predicted model, not a curated record. Gene Ontology annotation, molecular function: S-adenosylmethionine-dependent methyltransferase activity.